This is a messenger RNA of Ilex paraguariensis (yerba mate), 5355 nucleotides long. The record is from the annotation of a GenBank genome assembly. NCBI's taxonomy places the organism in Eukaryota, Viridiplantae, Streptophyta, Magnoliopsida, Aquifoliales, Aquifoliaceae.
GAACUUUUGCGUACGAUCUUGAUGUUUCAGGAGUUCCUCGACGGGUUUUUCUGGUUUUGGAUUUUUUUGAUUGGGCCGAAUAGAUUUUUUAGUGAUCUAGAUGUGUUCGUUGAGAAAGUGAUUGGUGUUCGAGGGUUUUAGAGGCGUUGAAUUGUGCAUUUGUGGAUGAUUUCUGUGGGAAGUAGGGAUGGGAGGAAGGGGAUAGGGUUAGGGAUCGGUGUUGGAAAGGAGAUGGACGAGACUGAGCUUGAAGAAGGAGAAGCCAGCUGUUAUCAAAACGGUGAUGAAUCAAUCAUUGACCCUGACGUUGCUCUUUCUUACAUCGAUGAGAAACUUCAAGAUGUUUUGGGACAUUUCCAAAAAGAUUUUGAAGGUGGAGUUUCAGCCGAGAAUUUGGGAGCAAAAUUUGGUGGGUAUGGUUCGUUUUUACCUGCCUAUCAACGUUCACCUGCCUGUUUUCAUCCAAGGACUUCUCCAAAAGAUCAUAUUGACAACAUGCCCAGAUCCCCAAACAUUGUGCACCUGGAGGGUGUUCGUCAUAACUCUGUUGUUUCAUCAAAUGCCUCUGUAUCAGCAACACAUGGACUGGCUUCUGCAAGUUCUGUGUUGCUGCCUGCGGUGAGGGUUUCAUCAGUGAAGGAUUUGGUAAACCAAGAUUUGUGCAUGUCAUCUGCUCAUUGUGCUGACGUACCCAUUUCAACAUGUGAACUUAUGACCAACUCUGCCAACCCUUCGGACCAGAGAACUCUGAAAGUUAGAAUCAAAGUGGGUUCUGAUAAUUUGUCGACUCAAAAAAAUGCUGAAAUUUACAGUGGACUUGGCCUUGAUGUCUCUCCAUGUUCAUCAUUGGAUGGCAGCCCCAUUGGUAGUCACAGGUUCUCACAUGAGCACCCAAAUGGCCCAGACGAAUCUCCUACUAGUAUUCUUCAGAUUAUGACAUCAUUUCCAGUGUGUGGGAACCAGCUGGUAUCCCCUCUUCCUUAUGAUCUUAUGCAUUUUACUGACAAGGGAAGAAUUCUGGGGGACAGUAGAUCUCUAUAUAUGCACAAGGGGAGCCGGGAAAGUUCUGUUAUGUUUAUAAAUAAUUCUGAUUCUGCUAGCACUGAUCGAAAGAUUUCAGGAGAGAAAAAACUAAAGUCAUUAGGCAAAAAUGCCUUGGCAAUGGAAUUUAAUGAUGGCAAGGGUGUUGAUGCUCCAAAUAGUACUGGUGUUCUACCAAAGAAGGAAACAGAAAUUGACACAUUGGAUUGUGAGGAACUUGUUUCUAAUGCUUUGAAGCUUCCACUGCUAUCCAAUUCUUUCUGUAAGGUUGCUGACUCAGGAAAAGGUACUGCUAGUGAAGAUGAUAUCUCUAGGGUUGCUGAUAAAAGUAGGUUGAUGGAAAAAUCCUUUUCUGAUCUAGCUGAAGAGAAACCGUUGGAUCCAGUAUUCACACAAGAGAUUGGCCUGGUUGGGAAGCCCAAUGGAAAGGCUGGCGCAGAUGGAAAGAUUGUGCUAAGUAAGAAGGCAAAUUUUCAGGAUGAUGAUUCAGUUUAUCCUAGGAAAGAAGGCAAUUCCAAAGGAGAAAAAAUUGAUAUAUCUGCCAAAGCUGACACAAAUCGUUCUAAGGGAAGAAAAGCCCAUUACGCUGAACUCACAGAUCUUCAAAAGCAGAAGGCUGGUCAAAAAGCUAUAUUUCAUCAAGAGGAUGGUAUGAAACUCACUCCCACAAAGGAGCAAUCAUCCUCUGGGGGCAAGAAGAAAUCAAAAGGAAUCCUAAGUCAUGUCGCUGAAGGUGCUGAGUUGCCAAAAAAUGAUUUGAAAAUAGGUUCUUCUUUAACUCAUAAGAAUUGGAAGAGCACUACCAUUAUGUCUAGAAGUGAAGCAGAAUAUUUAAGAAAAGAUCAAGGAAAGGUAAGAGAUAGAUAUAAAGAUUUCUUUGGGGACCUUGAAUUAGAACAGGGAGAUAAUGAGAUGACUUUGGAGGAAAUGCCAUCUUCAAACAGGCUGAAGGACUCUGACGUUGUUGAGAAAAGCACAUUUCAAUUUACCAGCACAUCAAAAGAGAAACUUAAUGUUAAGAAAAAUGAUAAGCCAUUGACAUCUGAGGCAUAUUCAAAAGUGGCUGCAAAUGUGGCUCCUAUAACUGAAAAUGGGCCCAUUCCUGAUGCAGUCCCUGCCACAGGGGCUCCUGUACUCGAAGAAUAUUGGGUUUGUUGUGACAAGUGCCAGAAAUGGCGGCUUCUUCCACUCGGUAGAAAUCCUGACAGCCUUCCUGAGAAGUGGUUGUGUAGCAUGCUUGACUGGCUGCCUGGGAUGAACAGAUGCAUUGUCAGUGAGGAAGUGACAACAAAGGCUCUAACAACCCUUUACCCAGUCUCUGCUUCUGCUUCUGCUUCUGAGAGUCAAAUUUGUCGGCAAGCUCAUCCUGGCGAAGUUUUAUCUGGGGCUGAUGCUCAGCAUUUUAACCAAAGCCACCAAAAUCUUUGUUUAGAUUUUGUGGCCACUGAGGGAAAGAAGAAACAUGGACUAAAAGAUGUAUCAAAUUCAACUAUCCAAGAUGGCACCACACACUGCUCAAACCCCAUGAAGAAGAUCCCUCAAGCUACUGUGAAAAGCAGAAGCUUAAACGGUGUGAACCAGUCUCCUCCUUUGAAUGAACUUGACUUUCAGCAUUUUGGUCAGUCUAAUAGCUUGGAUAGACAGCGACAUAAGCAGAAAGAGAAGAAUAAACAACUUGAAAACUAUCCUGAUGGAGGUGAUCCCAAGAACUUGAAGGUCAGAAACAAAAGGGAGACUGGGAAAGAUUGCUUCGAAGCUUCUAAGAAAAUCAAGACAGAGGGUGUGCACCAUAAAAAUGAAGCUUUGACUUCUGAUUAUGGUGGGGAUUUUUUGAAGGGGUGUUGUAGCUCAAGUAGUGGUCUGUCAAUUAUUGCGUCGAGGAAGGAUUGGCUUAAAUAUAAUGACAGUUCUAAAGACUCAAAGUGUGGUGCAGAUGACAACUUACAACAUUUGGUUAGAAAUCCAGAAGACCAAAUUCAGAUGGUGUCAGAUGAUGGUUUGCUGCCUAUGGGAAAAUAUGGUGGUGUAGAUCUGUUGAAGAAGCGAAAGGUGAAUGCUUGCCAGGAAACUCAGAUUUAUCCUGGGUCCCUCCCUAUUGCUGGGCAUCAUCUCCAGGACAGCAGGGAUUUUACAGAAGGAACCAGCGAAAAUGAUCACAGGGAGGAAAAGAAAGCGAGGAUAACUAAGUCUGAGGGUUUAGAAACCAGCAUAGGCAAAGGCAAUGCUAGAACAGACAAAAAGGGUAGAAGGAUGAAGAACCAACAUGGACCAGAUUUAGGGAUUACUCAGUCUCAGCAAAACUUGGACACUAUGUAUUCAUUUAAAAGGGAUUUGGGAUCUGUCCGGCCUUCUCUGGCUGCCACUUCAAGCUCUUCUAAGGUUUCUGGAUCUCAUAAAAAUCAGGCCACUCUCCAGGAAGAGAAAGGCUCACCUGUAGAAUCAGUUUCUUCAUCGCCUCUGAGGAUAUCCAAUCUGGAUAAGUUUACAUCCUCAAGAAGAGAUCUGGACGACAAAGAUGAUUCUCAUGAUGUUGGGUUUUUUGCCAUGGCUAGUCCAAGAAGAUGUUCAGAUGGCGAAAAUGAUGGGAGGAAUGGAUCAGGAAUAGCCAGGAAGGAUGAAAGUUUCACUGUCAGUCAUCAUGGGUCUCUAGGGUCCUCUGUGCUUGAAUUUCACGGCAGGGAUUUGGGUCAUGCAUCACUCAGUAAAGCUAAGUCAGAGAUUUUAUCUUCCCCUGAGUUUGCAACUCGCCAUAUUUCUGAUGGUGAUGUUGAUACCUUCGGCCAAGGUACUCAAUAUGUUUGCAAACUACAUACUCCUGAUCAAUGCCGCGAUGAAGAGAUGGGGAAUGCCAAUCAGUAUCAUGCAAAUGGGUUCCAUUCAAGAAAGUCAGCUAAGGAUUCCCUUUCUCGUUCAAAAGACAAGAGUCGGAGUUUUAGAUCUGAAUUUGACAAGGGUAACGUAAAGACUUCUGAUUCUGGUAAUGAAUAUAGGGAUCAUAUACCCCAUUAUGAGGAAAAAUUGAAGGCUGGUAGAAACAAAUUUCCAGAGAAAUUUGUUGUUGUUUCAGGUAAGGAUGAAAAGCCUUUAGUCUCUAGGAAAGAUUCUGCUGGAAGACUGUUGGGUGAGAGUGCUAAAAGAGAGAAUCAGUCAGAAUUUGGAUGGCAUGCUGACUCAGAUGUUAGAGUAGAUUCUAUUUCCGGUCAGGUUCUGAAGCAGAAUAUGUUGAUGGACCAUGAUAGUGAAAGAUCUUCUAAAAGGUUCCCUGCUGAUCUAACAGAACAGGUGGAAGUCUCUGGGAGAGGGAAGCAACACUCAUUGCCACCUUCUGGAAAAGGUCAUAUUGAGACACUGAAACGUUGUCCUCAGCCAAUUCCUGGACCUCAGAAAGAAAAUGCAGCAAAUACGUUGUCUGUUGAUGCUUCUGAAGGUGAUGAUGCAUUGAAGGCACCGAAACAGAUUAAGAAAGCUGAGAACCAGAAUGGAAAUCAUCCCACCAAUUCAAGGCAUCCAACACCCAAUGGGAAAAAGGUCCGGGAUCUUGAUGCACCAAGCCCUCUUCGAAGGGAUACCUCCAGUCAGGCCGCUUCUAAUGCUGUAAAAGAGGCGAAGGAUCUAAAACACCUGGCUGAUCGUCUUAAGAAUUCUGGAUCAAAUGUAGAAAGUACAGGGCUUUAUUUUCAAGCUGUCCUCAAGUUUCUCCACGGAGCUUCUUUAUUAGAAUCUUGCAACAGUGAGAGUGCCAAACAGGGUGAGAUGAUUCAGUCAAUCCAAAUGUAUAGUAGCACCGCAAAACUCUGCGAGUUUUGUGCCCAUGAAUAUGAGAAGUCCAAAGAUAUGGCUGCUGCCGCUCUGGCCUACAAAUGCAUGGAGGUGGCCUACAUGAGAGUAAUUUAUUCCUCACAUUCCACUGCUGGCAGAGAUCAUCAUGAAUUGCAAGCAACUCUGAAAACAGUACCUCUGGGUGAGUCUCCUUCUUCCUCUGCAUCUGAUGUUGAUAACUUUAACCCAGCAACAGGGGACAAGGUUGCCGUAGCAAAGGGUGUUAGUUCUCCUCAAGUUACGGGGAAUCAUGUCAUCCCUGCACGAAACCGUUCCAGCUAUGCACGGCUACUCAACUUUACACAGGACGUCAAUUUUGCCAUGGAAGCCUCCAGGAAAGCACUAAUUGCUUUUGCAGCUGCUAAUUCUAGACUGGAAGAUGCCCAAUAUAAGGAGGGCAUCACAGCUGUUAAAAAGGCUCUUGAUUUCAACUUCCUGGAUGUGGAGGGAUUACUACGUCUAGUACGGCUUGCAAUGGAAGCAGUUAGCCACUGA